Messenger RNA from Laccaria bicolor S238N-H82, 1638 nucleotides. RefSeq lists its product as uncharacterized. NCBI's taxonomy places the organism in Eukaryota, Fungi, Basidiomycota, Agaricomycetes, Agaricales, Hydnangiaceae. The record is from RefSeq and is a predicted model, not a curated record. The coding region runs from base 1 to 1638 and encodes 545 amino acids. The transcript is spliced from 2 exons.
AUGGCUUCCGAGCACGGUCCUACCGCCUUCGAAAGGAUUGUCUAUUACAACGGCAUCACUGGGAAUGACGAACACCCUAUUCUUGUGUACCGCACCGAUGCUCUCACUAGGCCAUUCUCCAAGCCCGUCGGCCGAUUUCCAUAUCUCCCCAUAAAAUCGGUUCGCGGAGUUUUUGAUACACCGCUGAACAAGGUCUGGGACGUUGUUGGGCCCCAGAUUUGUGACAUCAUCAAGGCGCAGGAUAUCUUGUGGUCCUCCAUUGACACGGCCCGCUUUUUCACUCACGGUCCGCCGGGAGAGGAGGAAAAAGGUACUCUCGGACCGGUCGUAAUUUGGAUUGGCGUCAAGCCUGGUCUGACCCCAGCCGACACUGCCCACAACACCUCUCAGGAGAUCCUUGCUCUUCUGCGAAAGAAUGGUGUUGAGGACGUUGAGGUGGAGUGGAGAGAGGCUGUCUUGCAGAAGCUUGCAGGUCCCCCGCUCAUGCGUCAUGCCGAGAGCAGGGAUCCCACCCACUAUGCUCGGCGAUUCCUCACUGCUCUUCACGCUGUUCCACUUACCGCUGAGGGUAUGGAAACGGACGACUCUCAGGGCACUCUGACCUUGUGGAUGCACGAGAACAAGGACGAAAAGGGUAAUCCCAGCGACAAGGUGUACGGGAUCAGCAACUGUCAUGUUCUUCGGAAGAACACCACCGUCGACUACGUGUUCAAGGGCGGAGAAUCCAAGGACCACGUUGGCGUCUGCGGGAUGCGUCGCUUCCAACGUGGACUCGAUGAGAUCGCAGAUGCCAUUGAGGCUCACGAAACUGACGCUGACAUUUUUGCUAGCGAAGUCGUCAGACUUCAGACGAAUGGAGAUCAGAGCCCGGCGAAUGCGGAAAAAGUAGUGUAUAACCAAGACCUGGUGGACAAGAAGAAUGAAUCCAUCGCCGAACUCAAGAAGCUUCAGGUCGAGGUUACGAAGUACUGGUCGAACAUGCGGCUAGACCGUAAUAUCGGAUACGUCGAAUACGCCCCCUCUAUAAAGGUCGACCAAGAAAAUACGAAGUACACCUCCGACUGGGGAGCAUUCUUGGCUGCAAAGGCCAAGGUCGCGGAUGGCUUUGUCGGGAAUGUCGUUGAUCUGGGAGCGAAGUUCACUCCUUCACAGCUAAAGCGUAUGUUCUAUCCUCAGAGUCCGACCACGUUCAAGUAUCCCGACGCUAGGAUGCUUCGGAUCUUUGGUUGUGCUACGAGGGAGGAGCUCUCCGUCCCUGCGGAGUUCGACAAUGAAGGAGAGCGCUGCCUCAUGGUCGGUAAAGACGGAAACGCCACCGACCUCACUGUCGGGCGCUGCUCCGGCCUCGAAUCCUUCACUCUUAACGAAGUCGGCGUUGAAUCCAGGGAGCUCGCCAUCUACAAUGCCGGCAACGAGCGCAGUGUCGAAGCCUUCGCUGCCAAGGGAGACUCUGGUUCUCUUGUUUGGCACAUGAAGGAAGGGAAAGCUUAUAUCGUCGGUCAGCUCCACUCAGGCGACAACAGAGGCGGUUCGACCAGAAACCACGUUACUUAUUGCACCCCUGGCUGGUACCUCCUCGCCGAAAUUAAGAAGAAAUACAAGUAUGCUGACUUCUAUCGCGCGACUUGGGGCGCUUGA